Molecule: messenger RNA, 940 nt
Organism: Porites lobata
Lineage: Eukaryota; Metazoa; Cnidaria; Anthozoa; Scleractinia; Poritidae
Source: the annotation of a GenBank genome assembly
AUGACUGAGGAUGAAGUGAAAUCGAUGUUAGUGAAAGACUUCCAGAAAUACGAGAAAAAAAGAAUGGAAAACAAUGCAUGGGAUGUUGCAAAGGAAGUUAAAGAAAGAAUUCUCGAUGCUCAUGUUUUGAAAGAAUACAUCACUGCAUUCCUAACUAUGAAGCCAGAAGAUCAGUUCUUCUUUGAUGAAGACAAUAUUUUGGAAUUUAAUAAAGCAAAGAGUGACACUUCGCGAGAACAAAUUCCAGGUAGCGGAUAUAUGAACAAAAUAUCCACAUUCAUUGAAUCACAUUACAAUGUGGGUGAGCUCUAUAUUGAUUUUCUCAAGAGGGCAUGCAGUGAACAUUCAGAUGGUCGUCUUUGCGACUUCUAUGAAAGCCAUCCAUGGGUAGGACCAGAGAGUGAGCGAAUACCUAAACCCAUACCUGACCCCAAGAACCCUCCACACUAUAAGAGCGUGUUUUGUACGCCAGUGAGAAAUGAUAAUGGUAGCCGCAGAGAUCCUGAAGACUGGCAGCCAAGGGCGCACUUUAAACGUUUAUUUAAUUCAUCAUCAAUAACCCUCAAUGAUACAGAUGUCAUUAAAGAAUAUGCAACAAAGUUCGCUGUUGAUGAAAGAUACGUGCCUUCAUAUUUGGAGCACCUGACAAGACUGAGACUCAAAGAAUCCAUCAGGUCAACUCAAAGACAAAUCGACAAAAGCAAACGAGACCUAAAAACAUACAAUGAGUAUGACUGGCUAGACAUGUCUCUAGAAGGAACAUUGCAACAACUAACUGUCAAAGAAGUUGAGAAAUAUCUAACUGCUCGUGGACUUGGCAAGUAUGGUAAAAAAGAGUGACAAAAAUAAAACCAUCAGCUGCCAUGUACUGCGAAAUAAUGAGCUUAACUCUAUAAAAGAGAAACAGUUGGAAUUGGCAGACUCCAUGUACUAUGCUGAC